UAUUCAGUGAUUCGCUGUACCGCGAUGGACAUUCGGAACGAAAACAACCACGUUUUCAACAUCGGGUUGGCGAAACUUUCAGGUUUAUAUCAAAUGUUGGAUCCCGGGACCGUAAAAUUUCGGGGCCAAAACGUGUACCAAAUUUUCGUCGGGUUCUUCGUGUUGUUCUCGUUCGUCGGAGCGAUGACGUUGAUCGCCGGCAGUUUGUACUAUUGGACGGACAAUACGUCUGUGACCAUAUGGUACUUUUGGUCGACGACAAACUCACUGUACGCGUGCUACAAGAUGUGUACCGUCUUUUACCGCUCCAACGACAUAUGGAACUGUUUGUCGAUCACGCGGUACGGUUUUACGUCGUUGAGCUCCCGGAAGCGGAACGGACAUGACAUCUUGGAUCGUUGGCGAGCGCGUUCGGUCUGGUACACGAGCUUGUUAUCCGGAGCGUAUUGCUGGUCGUUGGUAUUUUACGCGGGAUGUCUCCUGGCAUUCGGCGACGCUACAAUACCGAUAAAAAAUCACGACGGUUCCAUCGGAAAUUACCGACCGAACGUAUUAAAUUUGUAUUUUAUCGCAUCUGACGAGACUUACAACGAAUACUACAAUACGUUUUUCGUCGUCGAGACGUUGUUCGUUGCCUCCAUAACAAUAAUUUACCUUCUAUUCGAUGUCCUAUUGUUGACACUGUGCUUGGCUAUAUGCUGUCAGAUGCAAAUAAUUUGCUCCGCUUUCGAAUCGGUCAACCGCAAAUCGCUUAGCGAUUCUCAUUCCAAUGCAGUUGGUAAGUACGAGUUUACGUCCAUUAUUGUUUGUUUGAUUUUGGUUUUACACUUUACAUUUGUUCAAGGUACAAAUUUUGGUCAAAUUGUGUUCUAUGAUUAA
Messenger RNA from Myzus persicae (green peach aphid), 879 nucleotides. RefSeq lists its product as uncharacterized. The record is from RefSeq and is a predicted model, not a curated record. The coding region runs from base 25 to 879 and encodes 284 amino acids. Lineage: Eukaryota; Metazoa; Arthropoda; Insecta; Hemiptera; Aphididae. Gene Ontology annotation, molecular function: olfactory receptor activity; odorant binding. Gene Ontology annotation, biological process: sensory perception of smell. The transcript has a single exon. Gene Ontology annotation, cellular component: membrane.